Messenger RNA from Meloidogyne enterolobii, 1810 nucleotides. NCBI's taxonomy places the organism in Eukaryota, Metazoa, Nematoda, Chromadorea, Rhabditida, Meloidogynidae. The record is from the annotation of a GenBank genome assembly.
UCUUUUGAUCGAUUUUGCCUGCCCUACCUUUCAAUUAUUUCUAACCGCGAGAUCUUUAAAUCGAAUUUUCUACCUUUUAAUUUAUCUACCUGCACAAUAUUUUUACUAAAAUAUUUCUUUCUUUUCCCUUGUCAUUUUUGAAAAAUUUUAGGCAAAACUCGGUUUUAUUCUCAAAAUGAUGUCUCAAGCAGAUUCUGGUCGGAUAAUACAUCUUGAAAAGAGGAGAGAACGUGCAAAAGAAGAUAUUGAAAAGCAAAGAUUAAAAUUGGAAGAGGAAAAGAAAUCUUUUGCUGCUGGUAUUUCUAGUAAAUUCACAACAAAUGUUGAUCAGAUUGAAGAAAAGUUUAAAGCUAGUACAGUUGGUUUAGUAACUUUGGAUGAAGUUAAAGAGAGACAAAAUGAGAUUUAUUCUCUAAAUAAAGAAUUGUCAAAAGUAACUGACGAUAAUGAACAAAAACCGAGAUUUGAUAGAGUAGUUCAGAAGAGAGUUUUAUCCUUCAAAAAUUUCGAUGAUGAGGAAGAAGAUGAAAAACCAGUUGUUAUAGUAAAGAAACGGUUAGGAAUGGACCCGACUGUUGAUACUUCAUUUUUGCCUGACAGAGAACGUGAUGAACAAAUUCAAAGAAUUGGAGCCGAAUGGCUAGAAAUGCAAGAAAAGGAGAAAAACGAAGAAAUUAUGGUUGCAUUUUGUUAUUGGGAUGGGUCUUCACAUCGUAGGGAUUUUAAAACAAAGAAGGGAACGACAAUUGCACAAUUUUUACAAAAAGCUUUGGAUUUAUUUCGGAAAGAAUUUUUGGAAUUGAAAUUGGCAACUGUAGAGAAUUUGAUGUUCAUUAAAGAAGAUUUAAUUAUUCCUCAUUUCUAUACAUUUCAAGAUUUUAUUAAAACUCGGCAAAUGGGAAAAACUGGUCCUUUGUGGCAAUUUGAAUCUGUUGGUGAAAUACGAGUUAGACAAGAUGCUGCUCUUGAUGUUGGAGAAAGCCAUCCAGUUAAGGUUGUUCUACGUUCGUGGUACGAAAAAAAUAAACAUAUUUACCCGGCAUCUCGUUGGGAGCCUUUUGUGCCAGGAAAAGCGAAUUUUGAAGACACUCGUUGUCGAUGUACAUGUCCAAGUACUGAAUAUUUUGCUCCAAAAGGCACAAAUCACUCACAACAUUAUAGACGUUAUUAUACAAAAACUAAUUUGGAGUCGUCAAAUUGCAAUGCACAAACUGUCGUUAAAAAAGAUGUUCAAUCAAUUGUGGAGGGGACAAGACUUGACGCUUUCUUGGCAAAUUGUAAUUGUCGAUUUGAAUCGAGAAAUUCACUUUUAUUGAAGGUUGUUGUUAUGUUCGUCAUUGCCGUUAUUUUUAUUCUUGGCUCUUACAUGCUCUAUUUGGGUGUUGUUGAGCCAAUGGUUUUUAGACAAAGGCAACCAAAUUCAACAGCUUUUAUACCUUACAGUCGCCAUACAGAUGUUGAUAGAGAGGACGUUGGUGAUUUGAACACAUUUUGGUUCCUUCAAGAUUCGGAUGAAGCCUCGGUGGUUGCAUCCGAUGUCAUGGAUGAUCAAUCCAUUAUUGAUGACCAUAUAUUUUCGAGUACAACAGAAGGAAUACCAUCAUCAAAUGAAUUCUCAGCUAUUUCUUUAGAAGAUCGACAACAAACGCGUUCUCGCCAUUCAACUAAUGCUACAACUGCUAAUAGUACAGUUAAAGCUUCAUUGCAUGACAAAGUUAUUGAAAAGGUAACAGCUGAGCAAAAUAAGUGGAAAGUGGAUGUAGAGGAACAACGUCGUAAUGUAUUAGGUGAACAUAGUGUGUUAAAUUAA